This is a messenger RNA of Dicrocoelium dendriticum, 4040 nucleotides long. The record is from the annotation of a GenBank genome assembly. Lineage: Eukaryota; Metazoa; Platyhelminthes; Trematoda; Plagiorchiida; Dicrocoeliidae.
GUUUACUGGCUGUUCAUCUCUAUUAUCGUUUUUGCGCGAGCUUUGCGCUCGCCGAAGAUGUUUCCCAAUCGCCCGGCGGCUCCUCCGGGCUCCGGGUCUUCCUACAAGUUUACCGUCGCUGAAACUUGCGAGCGCAUCAAAGAGGAGUUCAACUACAUCCAGCAGCAGAAUCACUCCCUUCAUGUAGAACGUGAGAAAUUGAUUAGUGAACGGACGGAUAUGCAGCGAAUAUGUGUAAUGUAUUAUGAAAUGGCCAAUGGUCUGAAUCUAGAAAUGCACCGACAAAUGGAGAUAGCCAAGCGAUUGAGCGCUAUUCUAACUCAAGUGAUGCCUUUUCUAUCGCAGGAGGUAUUGUCGGCCAUUGAAAGGGCCAAGCAAGUCACCAUGCAAGAGUUGAACUCUUUAUUAGCUGCACAGAUAGAAGACGCGAAAGCAUCUAAAUUUUUCAAUGGCAAUUCUGGUUUGGUAGCCGAACAACUUGAGGCUUACAAGAUGCAGAUGUCGGCACUCUCUGGGACUCCCUCUAGCCUCUCUGGCGGAAUGCACGGAAUCAAUAUGUCACACGGAGUCAGUGGUCCAAGCUUCAGUUCCUCAAACAACGUAACUGGCUGUAUACCCGGAGUGCUACCAUCAAUAUCUCCGCCAAGUAAUCCUGCAAUGUCCGCCGCCUUGCUGAAUGGUUUGAUUUCUGCCGCUGGAGCAGGCCCUCUUGGACCUGGUGGUUUUAUGGUUCCAACAGCCGGACCCAACAUGAACCCCUGUGAUGAUAAAUUGUCUUCAAACGAAGAAAAGCAGAGGACGGCUGUAGCUGCCAAUGCAAAUUCACUCCUCCAUUCUGGACGUUCUGCUGUCGGAUCUUCACUGAUUCAUCCUCCUAAUCCUCUCUCUGGCAUCUUGGGAGCCAAUAUGGGCGAUUUUUCAGGUUUUCCCGGCUCUUUUCCGUUAUUGCCUAACUCCGGUGAACCCGGUGAUAGCGUUGGACUCAAUAUGGGUUCGAGCACUACGCAGCAACCCGGGCGAAGUGCCUCCACUGGGAGCGGUGGUGGUGGCGGGACUGGGAAUCGCCAGCACACUACUUCAGGUGCUUUAAUUCCUGCUCAUGGAGCACUAGGAUCAUUGCAUCCAGGCUCAUUCGCCUCCGGUGGCAACAUUUCAGUGAGUGCAUCCGAUGAGAAGCGACGUAAAUUCAACGAUCCCAGAGAUUCGCUUGGUCACGAGAACGGAAAUUGGUUCGGAAAUGAAGAAUUCCGUUCCAGCCAGAUGGGGGAAAAAGGCAACAGUUCGAACCGAAGAAGCACCGGAGCUCAGCAAACCGUUUCAAGUCCUCAGCUCGGAUCAGAUUGUAACGCGUGCUACCCAACCACCUCAAGUGCUCCCGCUGGGGGCUCCGCCGGCAGUGGCUCCGGUCGAUCGUCCCAUCAGGCAUCCGAAGCCUCAUCUGUUUCCCGCUGGCGACCCUCAAGCAAAACUACCUCCGGUCCGGGAGCAUACUCUUUUGUGGUUUUCCCCAAUGGCCAGACAAGGCCGUGUGCUUUGGCCUCCGCUCCCGGCGCUGUUUCAGCUGCGGGUCUCCCACGUCGUCUACAACAUCUAGCCACUUUGCCUCAUGGGGAUGUUGUUUGCGCGGUCACCAUCGGGGCGUGUCCCGUCGGACGUUCCUCCUCAUUCGGCAUCGCUUCCGAUUUGUGCCGUGGGCUUGGGAGCGCGGCGAGCGACGCAGAGAGUCUCGCUGAAUCUCCCGGUUCUGCUGUCAUGUCAUCCGUGGCGUCACAUUUUGCUUAUACCGGUGCUCGUGGCAGUGUGAAGUUGUGGGAUCUUGCCACAAUUAGUGCUUCUGCACUGUCUGGUAUGUCUUCCCGUGAUGUUGCUCCAUUGGCCACGUUCGACUGCCUCUGCCAGGAUAGUUAUGUGCGGUCCAUAAAGCUUUUCCCGGAUGCAACGCAACUUGUGAUUGGCGGUGAAUCAAACGCUUUGACUCUAUGGGACUUGAAUGGCCCCGGGCGACGCAAAGCCGAACUCACAUUCGAAGCACCUGCAUGUUACGCGUUAGCUCUGUCUCCCAACGGCAGAUUAUGCUACAGCUGCUGCUCCGACGGCUUCGUUUCCGUGUGGGACGUACACAAUCAAAGCGUGGUGCACCAAUUCCACGGUCACAUGGACGGUACAUCGUGCGUGGAACUUACACCUGAUGGGAACCGCCUGUGGACUGGCGGCUUGGACCACAAAGUAUGCUGUUGGGAUAUAAGGGCAAAUCCACCACGUCCCUUGAACCACAUGGAAUUCAAAUCUCAAGUAUUCUCACUCGGCUUGACUGUCGGCCACUCCUCGCCACACAGCAGUCUGCUCAACAGUCGACGUCAGACGUCUUCCGUAUCACCGCGUUCUGCCGAUGGAGACUCAGCUUCCAGCACUGGGCUCUUGAGGGAUACCUCAAGUCCCCUUUCUGUUGGUGGUAGCGCUUCCGGAGCUUUCCCCAGGUGCGCCGGGACCAACGGCAGUUGGUUAGCUGUCGGGUUAGAAUCAUCGGAGGUUGAGGUCGUGGCCAUUGGACCAGACGGACCGGCGAUAACUCCAAGCUCAGGGUUACGAGAUGAGUCCAGUUCUACCAUGUCGCCUCUGUCUUAUUCCACAUCCAGCCCGCAGCCGCAACAUUUUCGGCUGACGCGACAUGAAAGUUGUGUGCUGGCUUUGAGGUUCGCGCACCAUGCUGAUUGGUUCUUGACUACAGGCAAAGAUCAUCAAGUGAACGCUUGGCGUACUCCUUAUGGAGCUUGCCUACUUGAAACCAAAGAAGCCGCUUCAGUUCUCACGUGCGACAUCUCACCGGACGAUAAAUUUGUCGUCACCGGAUCCGGCGACAAACGCGCAAACUUAUACGAAGUCAUCUUUGCUUCUGGUGCGUCAUAACUUUGACACACAAAAGCAUCGGGAUCGUAUGUACCUUCUCCUCCCCACCAAAUAUCGACAUGCACCAGCGGUCGUGAAAUUCGACUACUACCCAUCAGCAGUCACUUCAGGUGGCAGGCGAAUUCGUGUACACACACACACAACACUCGAUCUCAAGGCUCCCCCGUGUGUCACUUUGAAUGAAAUUCCACGCAUUUCCCUCUCCUGCUUAUCAGUUUCUCCUAUUCCCAAGUUUGGUUUUUCACAACACUUUUGUCCUUUCUAAUUGGAAUCAGAUUACUCAUAGCUCCCCCCACCCUUUUAUAAUACCAUCUUGUGUGCGUCUCUUCCACGCACAAUGCUCAUUCUGACGAUCCUGGUUGCACGCAUCGUGUUCUUCACGUGCAUUUGACAGAGCAGCGUUGGCCCAUUGUAAAUAAUCCACUCAGCCUUUGCAGUCACUGCCCCGUGAGUGCAACUGUUGGUAUUAAUAUAUAGCUCUAAGAGCUCCCCUAUACAAUUAAGAAAAUGUUUGGGCGAGUCUACUACCCCAAGGUAUAGAACCGCGUAAAUCGUCGUUAAUCUUCAUUGUUCGGUUCAUUCCUCUCCCCAAUGUUUCAUUUUUCACGGCAUUUGUUGACAGUACAUUUUGCUAACAGUUAUCAGGUCAUUUUGAGACAUUGUGCGAAUGUCGCCUCCUGCUGGUAUAUCAGUAAAUUUUUUACACAUGAAAUUUUAACUCCCGCAUUCGCUACCCUUCAAACAACUUCCUUCGCGCGCAUACCUCAGUGUUUGUGUUGUUUCACUUGGUGUGUGAACAGAGCUAGACAGACAACGUUUUGUUUGUGUGUCGCAUGGUUUCUAUUGAUUGCUCCCACUUCCGCCAUCUCUUCCUCUAUAUCUCAGUCUCUCUUUUUUGGAACAUUUAUGAGCACAUUGAUCUCCCUUAUGCAUUCGGUGUAAUUGCCCGUACGCGCAAUGUUUCAAUUUUCAUCAAUUUAAAACGUUUAGUUAUUGAACGGAACAUCUCACAGCCACCAAACACAGUUUGGCGUCCUACGAGACAAACGAAACGGACUCAAAUUCGCGAAUGAUAUCACCAAUUUCGAGAGGAACAGCAGUAAUAUUUUUUCAACAUAUGCGAAUGAGACCGC